GUGAGUCGGCUACAGGCGGGCUCGGGAGCCGGGCUGCUUGGUACAGCAGUGCCGCAGGCGCCCGCCCCGGCUCGCACUCUGCCAUGUAGUCGAGCUGCGGGCCGGAUUGCCGCAGAUUCUCCAGGCCCGCGGCCCGUCGGGCAGAGGAGCCGAAGCGAGGCCGCCCUGGAGGCCGGAGCCGCUGGGCCUGCGGCGCCUCGGAGCGAGUGGCCACCGCGCCCGCCUCAGCCUCGGUCGCGGGGAGCAGGCUCGCCGCUGGUCACAGCUCCCGGCCAGCGCUGUGGCCUUCCUGGGCUCUACGCGUUAACGCCCGGCGACAUGCUCGAGGUCGGUUUCAGCCAGGAUGCGGGAGAGUUGGGGCAAGCUACCUGUAAGACAGCUUGAACUUUUCCUAGGAAUUGCUUUCUGCCGGCCCGUUAAAUCGCAUUGCUCGUUUCGUCUGAGACCUUGUGUGCUUAGGACUGAAAUAAAAGAAGUCUUUUCCCCGUUGUCUUUUUAGGACGUUAUGACUUUUUUCCUUUGCAAGACAGUUCAAAAAACUGCCGGAAGGACAAACUCUUCCCACUCCUAGGGACUGUGUUGUCUUCAGAGUUUGGGGUAGAGGCUAGCAAAUGAGAAGGCCCUGUCUCUGCAUCCUAUCCUCCCAGACAUCCUCAGAGGAUCUUCGUUUCUAACUAGCAUCUUUCUAGCAUUCAGAGAGACUUCUUCAGGGUCAUGAUCCUGAAGGCUUGACCUGUAUACAAGGAGAGAGAAGUUGUCUCCUGAGCCCCAAAAUGGCAGCUAAAAUGGAGAUAACUUUGAGCUCCCACACUCAGGCUUCCUCCGAGCAAGAAAGACACAUAAUAACAAAGCUAGAAGAGAAAAGAGGGCCCACUCUGCAAAAGAACUGCCCCGAUCCUGAGCUCUCUCGCCAGAGCUUUAGACAGUUCUGUUAUCAAGAGGUAUCUGGACCCCAAGAGGCGCUCUCCCGGCUCCGACAGCUCUGCCGUCAGUGGCUACAGCCUGAGCUGCACACCAAGGAGCAGAUUUUGGAACUUCUGGUGAUGGAGCAGUUCCUGACCAUCCUGCCCACGGAGAUCCAGGCUCGGGUCAGGCAUCGAUGUCCAAUGAGCAGCAAGGAAAUUGUCACCCUGGUGGAAGAUUUUCACAGAGCAUCCAAGAAACCAAAACAGUGGGUGGCUGUUUGUAUGCAGGGGCAGAAGGUGCUCUUGGAGAAAACUGGAUCUCAGCUUGGAGAACAGGAACUUCCAGACUUUCAACUGCAAACUCCUAGGACAGAUCUCAGGGAGAGCUCUCUGGAGGAGCCUUCCCAGACAGGAUCUCAUGACCGGCUGAGCCCCCAUGAUUGGGAGAAAUCCCCACUCCUCCAGGAACCAGUCCCUAAGUUGGCUGGGACAGAGGCCCCCAGAAUGAGAAGUGACAACAAGGAGAAUCCACAACAGGAAGGGGCUAAAGGAGCAAAGCCAUGUGCAGCAUUAGCUGGCAGGUCCAAAGGGAACAGUCUGGAGAGCUCUGAACCAAGAGGGGCAAAUAUAAGUGAACCCCGGUUGUCACGGAGGCAGGUCAGCCCCCCGAAGGCUCAAAAGCCAUUUGCUCACUACCAGAGACAUUGCAGGGAACUGGAAUACAUCAGCAGCCCCCUAAAAAGCCAUCCACUGAGAGAGCUGAAGAAAAGCAAAGGAGGUAAAAGAAACCUGAGCAGUCGUUUGCAACGUCUCAGUCGCCAACCAACCCGUUCGGCAAAGAAACCUUACAAGUGCGAUGACUGUGGGAAAAGCUUCACAUGGAAUUCAGAGCUGAAAAGACACAAGAGAGUCCACACAGGAGAGAGACCCUACACAUGCGGAGAGUGUGGAAACUGCUUUGGACGGCAGUCAACCCUGAAGCUGCACCAGAGGAUCCACACUGGAGAGAAGCCAUACCAGUGCAGCCAGUGUGGGAAAAGCUUUCGCCAGAGCUCAAACCUUCACCAGCAUCACAGACUCCACCACGGGGACUGAAAGGAGUGCUUCAUGAUUUAGAUUCUUCAUGAGGAAGGUCACAAGUCCCAAAUCAGUUUCACUCAGCAAAAUCAAGCUGUUGAUAGGGCUGCUUCCUUUUAGAGGCUCUGGAAGGUGAACCUGUUUCUUGACUUUUUCAGCUUCUAGUAGCCAACAGCAUUCUUUGGCCUGUGGCCCCCUCCUCCAUCUUCAAAGUGCAUCACUUCAGUCUCUGCCGUUACAUCACUUUCUCCUGUGACUGACUCUCUUGCCUCCUUCUUAUAAGGACCAUUAUGACUAAUCCAGGAUAAUCUCCCCAUCUCAAGAUCCUGAGCUUAAUAACAUCUGCAAAGUCUCUUGCCAUAUAAGGUAACAUUUACAGUUUCCAGGGAUUAAGAUGUGGACAUAUUUGGGGGCCGUGAUUCAGCCUACUACACGUCUAUCUUCAGUCAACUUGCUCAGUCAAAGAGGAUCUCACCUAAAAGAGAAGGAACAUAGAUUUCCACACUUCUUAUUUGUAAGGAUUGGCACAGUGACUCUUCCUUAAAUAAGUUUUUGCUUGCUUGGUGUGUUUCAGGGAAUCCGUGUGUGUGUGUGUGUGUGUGUGUGUGUGUGUGUGUGUGUGUGUGUGUGUGUGUGUGUGUGUGUGUGUGUGUGUGUGUGUGUGUGUUUCCUCUCUUCUGAUUACAAAAUCAAUAAUUGUUUAAUCUUAGUGUCUUUGGGUUACCUGUUCAACUGUGGACCUUGAAUAAAUGUGACAAAAUCA
This is a messenger RNA of Cynocephalus volans (Philippine flying lemur), 2745 nucleotides long. It is a transcript of the gene ZNF174, whose product is annotated as zinc finger protein 174. Lineage: Eukaryota; Metazoa; Chordata; Mammalia; Dermoptera; Cynocephalidae. The transcript is spliced from 4 exons. Bases 774 to 2000 code for a protein of 408 amino acids. The record is from RefSeq and is a predicted model, not a curated record.